Messenger RNA from Spodoptera frugiperda (fall armyworm), 7680 nucleotides. It is a transcript of the gene dcr-2, whose product is annotated as endoribonuclease Dicer. Gene Ontology annotation, molecular function: deoxyribonuclease I activity; ATP binding; RNA binding. The transcript is spliced from 34 exons. The coding region runs from base 175 to 5229 and encodes 1684 amino acids. Gene Ontology annotation, cellular component: RISC complex; cytoplasm; nucleus. Gene Ontology annotation, biological process: siRNA processing; apoptotic DNA fragmentation; pre-miRNA processing. Lineage: Eukaryota; Metazoa; Arthropoda; Insecta; Lepidoptera; Noctuidae. The record is from RefSeq and is a predicted model, not a curated record.
GAAUGUCAAGUGAAUUUUCAAUAAAAACAAAAGGUGAAGUUUACAGGGUACCUAUUCAUUUAUUAUGUUCUCGCUACAGUGAGUGGAAUAGACGUGUCGGUUUAAGUGCAUUUUAAAGUAUUAUUAGCAUUUCUUGCAUCAUCUACUUUAAAAGACUAAACAGAUUUAUAGAAGAUGGAAGUGGACGAGUAUACAGAGGCUGGAGACCAGCUAAAGGCAAGGCCUUACCAAGCCCAACUUGAAGAAAUUGCCGAUAAACAUAAUACUAUCAUUUACUUACCAACAGGUUCUGGUAAAACAUAUAUUGCAGUUUGUCUCAUUAAAAGAUUUCGUCAAGCAUUGUUAAAACCGUGGGGACGAGGAGGGAAGCGGACUUUCUUUUUGGUCAACAACGUACCAUUAGUAAACCAACAGAAAAAAGUAAUCGAACAACGCUGUGCUGUCACUGUUGGUGGUUACAGCGGUGAAGACGGGGUAGAUUACUGGGACAAAGCCAAAUGGGACACUGAGCUAGAAACGAAUCAGGUAAUUGUAAUGACCAGUCAGAUUCUAUGCGACAUGCUGACCCAUCAAUACAUUAGGAUUGAAGACAUAAACUUCUUAAUAUUCGACGAAUGUCACCACGCAGUCGUCGAUCACCCUAUGCGGCUCGUUAUGAAACAUUUCGAGAACUGCCCGGUAGACGACCAACCUCGAGUCCUAGGUUUGACAGCAACUCUUUUGAAUGCAAAUGUUAAGACAUCAAGAGUAGAAGAUACUCUCCGCGAGUUGGAGAUAACAUUCCAUGCAAAGAUUGCCACAGUCGAUGAGCUCGGACAAGUCUUAGAUUACUCUACGAAUCCAAAUGAAAUGGUGCAGUUCUACCGCAGCCUAACACCGUCACCGGUAUCCAAUGAUGUUAUUACCCAACUGACGAAGCUACAGCUGCUAAUCCACGAAAUUAAGUUGCCUAACCCUUCCCCUACACACACUAGACAACUUAAAGAGUGGCAGAAAGAAAUGACUACUUCUCCCACGAAGAUUGUGAAAGCAGUAAGUAAUAUGGUAGCGGCCAUGAUAAUGUUUAUAGAGGAACUAGGUCUAUAUGGCGGUUCCUUGGGCAUAUUGUCGUACAUAGUGUUAUUAGAACGCUUAAAACGAAAAGCUGUGACUAAGGAAGAGGAACUUCUUUAUAAAGUGACUAUUACGCAUUGUAUAAAAGCACGGGCCACAUUAUUAUCAGCAAUGGAAUCGGAUACGGGAUACGAUAAAAUAAUAAAAUAUUCGUCUGAAAAAGUGUUACUGAUGUUGAAUAUAUUGAAAGAAUAUAAUCCAGCUAUAAUGGAUACUCCCGGAGUCCUACUAAAAGUGAAUAAACACAGGAAGCCUCUAUCAGCCAUAAUAUUUACGAAGCAAAGGUUUACCGCGAAGGUUUUAUUCAAUCUUUUGAAAGAUGUGAAAGAUACGAAUCCUAAGGAGUUUGGUUUUCUAAAACACGAUUUCGUUGUUGGUUUUAACGUGAACCCAUUGAAGAACACGAGGGAAGAGUACUAUGUCAAGAAGUGUAGCCAUAAAGCGUUAUUGAAGUUUAAGAACAAUGACUUGAACUGUUUGAUAUCGACGAGCGUUAUAGAAGAAGGAAUAGACAUACCACAGUGUCUGCUAGUAGUUCGCUACGAUCCACCCUUAGAGUACCGGUCAUACAUACAGAGCAAAGGCCGUGCGAGAAGUAGCGAGUCAAGCUUCGUUAUAUUAGUAAACGAAGAAAAUAAAAAGAAGUUCAUGAAAAGCUACGAAGACUUCCAGUAUACAGAGAGACUGAUACAAAGGAUACUUGUUGGGAACAGUGACUAUCGUAGCGAGCCGACUACAGCGGAGAUCGCUCGCGAACUGUACAAAGACGAAGACGUGCCGCCAUUUGUUACACCGUAUGGAGCUCGUUUGUCUUCAGUGUCAGCUAUAAGUUUACUGAAUAGAUACUGCUCAGUACUCCCACACGAUCAGUUCACGGUUAUCACACCAAUGUGGAUUCAAGAAGACGUCCUAGAUAAUCACGGCUCACGAAAACUUGUCACAAUCGUAAUGCCAAUCGCUUGUCCUAUUAAAGAAGAAAUAAAGGGAUUACCUAGGUUCAGUUUGAAGGCCGCAAAGAGAUCAGCAGCUCUAAAUGCUUGCAAGUUAUUGUAUGAAGCAGGAGAACUUGAUGCACUCACACUACUGCCCAACCGAUACACUGAAGUUGAUUUCGACGACGAACAAGUGAAAACAUGCUUCCUAAAUUGGCGCGACGAAGAUGUGGGUCGUGACGACCCUGAAAUACCUUACCCAGGGACAAAGAAACGGGUUAGGAAACAUAGAAUACAGUUCCCAAUACUUCUAAACAGUGUGCCAGACGAAAACGUUUACUAUCUACACAUAAUAAGGUCGAAAACUGCGUUCGCGGAGCCCAAGGAUACUCGAGAGAAUGCUUUGUAUAAGCUCCUGCAGCGCGGUGAAGGGUAUGGUUUCUUAACCCAAAACCCUUUGCCCACACUCUGCGAGUUUCCAAUGUUCAUGUCAGUCGGAGAGGUCGCCACUUCUAUUGAAGUUAACUACGCUGUCAUCAAACUCAACGCUGCUAUGUUCCAGUUGGUCAAAAAAUUCCAUUACUUCCUAUUCGAGCAAGUACUAGCAAUAGCUAAAAAAUUCGUUGCGUUUGAAGGUGCAGUCAAUUGUAUGUACGUUGUGCCCGUCAAAGAAGACAAUGGUUACGAUAUAGAUUGGAGUGUAAUGACCACACAUGAAGAAAUUGCACCAGUUCAACCAACUUCUUAUGAGGAAAGACUGUUUAUAAAUGUCACACCAGAGAAUUACAAGGACUGUGUCGUGACGCCGUGGUAUAGAGUUCUACCGGACAGGUACAUCGUAUCUCGUGUCCUCGAACAUAUGACGCCGCAGUCUCAAUUCGACUCGGACUCUUACUUAACGUUUGCCGACUACUAUGCUGACAAAUACAAAUUGGAAGUUAUCGGUGAAAAAUCACAACCUUUACUGGAAGUAAAAAACAUAAGUUCAAGAAUGAACUGUUUGCUGCCUAGAGCGGCCACAAUAAAUGCUUUGACGGACAAACAGAAGAAGCUUGUGUCUGCUUCUCAAGGCGACGAUAAAACAAACAGGGGCUUCGCAGAAGUAUUUGUCGCUGAAUUCUGUGUGAAAUACGAAUAUCCAGGAGUACUGUGGUACAAGGCUAUCAUGUUACCCAGCAUUAUACACAGGGUGUUCAUGUUAUUGGUAUCACACGAACUGCUCUCGGAAAUUGCCGAUGACACGGGAUACGGCACUCCAGUACGCAAAAAUACUGAAGAUUGGCUUCCGAUAAAAACUCACAUUCAAGUUGCUACCAAUUCCCUGCUAGCCCAAGUUGAAGAACCACCUCAGGUCGCUUCAGUUGACAGGAUAAACAAUCCUAUAGAUGAUGAAAGCGGAAGACGUCCAAAGAUACUUUCUAUGAAGGAAAGCUUAUAUCAUUUGCAGCAGAAGAGACUUAACAAGGAGUUUCCUUGGGACGACAAAUCGGAGCCGAUAGACAUAGACCGUAAUCUAUCGACUGUGACCUUGUUGGAUGUGGAGUGUUACGACGAGUUUGUUUCGACUCCAUUAGUAACUACCUUGGAAUAUGACGUGCGACCCCCAACUCAAACUGUGUUCCCCUCCGCUAUAUCUGCUCCACCAGCUGAAUACAACGAUCGGAUUGAGAUCCUCAAAAGGACGACCACAGGCACUAGUCCUGAGUUACGAGACAUAUUAGCAGCACUAACAACUAUCAAAUCACAUGACACGUUCAAUUUAGAACGAGUGGAAACUUUGGGAGACUCCUUCCUGAAAUUUGCAGCCAGUCUCUACCUAUACCACAAGUUCCCGACCCUCAAUGAAGGACAGUUAACAAAUAUAAAAGGCCGAUUGAUUAGUAACAGAAACCUUUACUAUGCUGGAGAAAGGUUCAAUCUGGCUGGUAGGAUGAAGAUAGAACAAUUUAGUCCGAGGAAAGAUUUUAUGGUGCCUGGCUUCUUCGCGCCGCAAGAAGUUGAAAAAUUCAUAAACGAAAAGCAGAUCCGUCCAAUAUUCCUGAUUGGUGUGCAGUUCCCAAGAGAUGAACUCCUUGACGGUGCAUUGUCUGAAGAUAGUAUGAGCAUGGUGAGGGACAAAUUUGCAAACGACAGUACUGCGGAGAUUGAACCACCAGAGAAGGUUCAAAAUGCUAUGCAACUGUACGUGCAUUCUCAAGCUGUUGCAGAUAAGUCUGUUGCCGAUUGCGUGGAAGCGCUCAUCGGUACCUAUCUUUUAAGCGGCGGUGUAUUAGGUGCUGUCAAAGUGAUCGAGUGGAUGAGAAUCAUACCUCCACAGGACGAAUUUGCGGAAUAUUUACACAGGCGUGUGUCUACUGCCAUCACAGACAAAAUGACCACUCCAGAAGAUAUAAACUUCUUACUGAACUAUUCUAGAAAUGAUGUGGAAACUAUUUUGAACUAUAAGUUCAAUGACCCCUCGUUCUUAUUGGAGGCAUUGUCUCACGCUUCAUAUAUUCGCAACAGAGUGACGCGUUCCUACGAACGCCUAGAGUUUCUUGGCGAUGCGAUAUUGGACUUCCUAAUAACAUCACACAUAUUCGAAAACUGCCGGGAAUUGAAGCCUGGUGAGAUGACGGACUUAAGAUCAGCACUCGUCAAUAAUGUUACCUUCGCAUCUUAUGUCGUCAAACUUGGGUUACACAAAUUUCUAUGUUCCGAAUUGAAUCCGACGUUAGACAACGCUAUUAUAAUGUUUGUGGACCACCAAGUGCAGAGGAACCACGAGAUUGUUGAAGAUGUCCUUUAUUUGCUUGACGAGGAAGAAUGCAUCAUCGCCGAAUAUGUCGAAGUCCCUAAGGUCCUCAGCGAUAUAUUAGAGGCACUAAUCGGUGCAAUUUACCUGGACACCGGCGGUGACCUCUCAAAAGUGUGGUCUGUUAUAUACGGCAUCAUGCAUAAGGAAAUACAUUUGUUCUCCAGCCGCAUCCCACAGCAGCCUGUCAAAGUGUUAUAUGAGAAAAUUCACGCUUGUCCUGUCUUUGGGAAAGCACAAGUAAUCGAUCGUGAGGUGCAAAAGAUAAAAGUGGGUGUUACAAUCACUAAGAAUGAUGCCCAGCACACUGUUUAUGGCAUCGGUCGCAACAAAUCUCAAGCCAAGCGAGCUGCGGCCAAAAUGGCGCUAAAGGUCUUAAGCAGUUUUUAAAAUCUCCCGCCUUUUUCUGAGGCAGAGAUAUUUGCAUCUACUUUUAGCUAGAUACAGACCAUAAUUUCUACUCGUUUAUGUUAUUAUUUUUUAUCAUUUUUAUCUCAAGCGAAAUUCGCGUAUACCAAAUGAAAUUUUAAGAAAGUUUAUUUCCUCGGAUAUAUUUAUUUAUUUAUUUAUUUACUAGCUAUUAUUGCGCGGUCUCAACCGCUGCUUGGCUCUUAUUUAUCUGAAAGUGAUGUUUUAUAGCCUUUCUCGAUAAGUGGAUUACCGGAGAUCACAAAAAUGAUAGUUAAAUUGGAAAGUAAAGAUUAUUUUUUGUAAUUUUUUACAAUUAACUACAUACAUAUAUGUAUGUUAAUGUAGGUACAUAUUAUUAAUUAUUAUUGUACGAAGCAGACUUAAUUCUAGAAGUAAUGUUUUUUUAUCUCAAAAUAGUUAUUUACUUUGUAAUUGUUAUAACUAUUAUACUAUUUUAGAAAUACAAUAUGCUUUUUAGUCACCUAUGUAGAAGCAAUAUUUUUAUUUCGUUUAUUGUUAUUAGACUUGGAUAUUCCGCCUUUACGGUUUGUAUGAAGGCUGAAAAAAGAACCUAUUAUUAUAAUAUUUUUGUAUCAAAUUAAAUUGCAUUGUACCAGACGAUAAAUAUUGAAUAGAAACAUUGUAUAAUAAUAAUAUGAUCAUUUAUUUAUACAAAAGUUAUUCUUUUUAUUUUUUUUUAAGGAAAGUGCUCGACUAGCUUGUCUAAAUUGACUUGACUUGGUCGACAGUAUCUUUCCAAAGGUAGAUGUGCAAUAUUUAUCGCCAAGUAGGUACUGUACUUAGGCCUUAGUACGAGUUUGUUUUACGUAUAACAAGAUCGAAACAAUAAGCGUUCGCUGAUUAAUUGGUUGGUUCAUUGGAGUCGACCAAUCAGAGCACCGAACACGGUCUCGUUUGGAUUUCGUUAAACGCAAAACAAACUCGUACUAAGCCAUUUGUGGUUUGUUCUUACAUUGCUUGUUUAGCAAUGCUUUAGAGACAGAUUUUAAUAGACAGAAUUUAAUAGUCACCGUUGUAUUAAUAUAAGGUUUAAUUGGGAAAUAGAAAUCACAGAAAAGCUUUUAUUGCUUGUUUACAAUUUAAAUAAAUUUAGAUAUUGUUAUCGCUAGAAUAAGCCAAUUUAAUUUCUGGCUUGUUUCACAAUUUCCAACGAAAUUCAUUUAACUAACUAGUCUAAUGAAGGUUUUGACCUAUUUUUCAAUGUGAAAUGUGUUAAAAUGAGCUAACAGCAAGUCAACGAGACUGUGAAACAGGCCCAAAGUUUAAUUGGAACCAAGUAGGUAGUUAAUAUAAAUGUAACAAUUUGCAUGAUAAGAUUUUGCAUGGAAGGUGACCAGAAAAUGUGUGAUACGUUUGAACGUACAGGGAAUGUUAUAAUAUUAGAAUUUUUUACUAAAAGGAACCACUCAAAUGUUCCUUGAAAAGUACGCGAAUGAGAACAAUGAAAUGGAUUUUUAUUUUAACACAUAUUGGCUGUCGCCCGCGGAGAAUAAUGACUAGGAUUUUAUUAUUCUCUCUGAUAGAAUUUAGGAUUUUAUUAUUUUUUCUACUUUAUUUUAUUACUCAUUAGUACAUCAGCUACCCGUCAAAAUCACUCCAGCCAUUUCAGAGAUUCACCAGAACAAACGGACAGACAGACAGACAGACAAAAAUCGUAAAAAAUAUUUUGGUGUAUGGUAUCCGUAUGUAUGUUUAUGCAUGUAGUAAAAAGCGGUUAUUUAAAUAUUAAAAACAGUCCAAUUUUAUUAAUUAGUCUAGAUGUGUUUAUGUUUUUGUUUGUACAUUUGUAGAUAUCCUAUAUUUGAUAGGAAGUUAAUGUAUCUGGUAAACUUUGUAAAAUCCAACACUAAUAACAUACCCACCUCCUUCUUAAUUAGAUUUAGCAGUAUGUGCUUCUGAUUUCCAAUGCUAUGAAAAUUGAGUGAAAUAUACAUGAAUCGCAUAAUAAAAACAUAAAAAAAUUAAAUCGCCUAAAUGUUUCUAGUGCCUCUGUAUUUUUUAUUGUAUUUGAUAUUAAUUUACCUAAUUGUAUUUGCAUGUAAAUCAUCUCUGUAAUUCUUUUAUUUUGCUACUGGAAAAUUCCACAGACUAUUUCAUUUUUAAGUAAUUGUGAUGUGGUAAAAUUAAAAUGAAAAAUCUGAUAAAAUAUAAAUGUAUUGAAGUGUUAAAAAAACGUUUUUGAUUGUGGAAACAAACCAAUACUUACAGAUUUCAUUCGCGAUGCUGACGCGCAUAAAUCCCUGACUAAUAAUAAUUCACAUAGUUCUGUUUGCCUAUAGGGAGCAAUAGUUUUUAAAUAAAAUUAUGACAUUACUUUUUAUCUACAUUUUUGCGUAAGAAUUUAAUAGACGUGUAUGUUCAGAAUAUAAUAAUCAUACUUGUUAUUGUCAAUAAAAAAUAAGAAACUCA